AUGGCACGCUUCCUCCUUCACUUGCUCCUCUUCUUCUCCUCCCUCUUCUUCGACUUCACCGCCUCCGCUGACAACGGCACCCGUGCACCCGACUUCUCCGCCGUCCUGUACUUCGGUGACUCCACGCUGGACACCGGAAACAAUGGCUACAUCCUCACGUUGGUCAGGGGCAACCAUCCCCCUUACGGCCGGGACUUCCCGGGAAGCGUUGCGACAGGGAGGCUCUCCAAUGGCCUGCUUGUGCCUGACCUUCUUUGCUCCGAGCUCGAGAUCAAGCAGCUGUCGCCGCCGUUCAUGGACCCGAAUCUCUCGGACGACGACAUCCGCACGGGCGUCAACUUCGCGUCGGCCGGGUCGGGGUUCGACGACGCGACCUCGGCUCUCCUGAACACGAUCCCCAUAUCGAGGCAAUUGGAAAUGUUCGAGGAGUACCUCGCCAGGCUCAAAGCUGUUGCUGGGGAGGAGGACGCCAAAAGAAUCGUAAGCGACGCUUUGUUCCUCGUCAGUGCGGGAACCAAUGACUUCCUGUUGAACUACUAUGACCUGCCCACCACCACCAGGACUGCGAUGACCAUAGAUGAGUACCAAGAUUUCCUGCUCCAAAACCUCCACAAGUUUCUCAAGGGUAGCUACGAUCUCGGAGGCCGUAGGUUCAUAGUCGCUGGCCUUCCUCCGAUCGGGUGCUUACCGCUCCAAAUGACGCUAAGCGUGGUUCAUUCUGUCGUCCGGACGUGCGUCGAUGAGCAGAACUCAGAUGCGCGGCACUACAAUUCCAAGCUCAAGCACCUUCUGCUCAAGACCCAGCUAUCUCUUCCCGGGAGCAAGUUUGUCUACCUCGACUUGUAUGACUUCUUGAUGGAGGUCCUCAACAAUGCAGCCAAGUAUGGUUUCCGGGAAACCAAGAGAGGAUGUUGCGGGACGGGGAUGUUCGAAGUAGGUCCUCUUUGCAAUCGGUUGAACGCAGCUUGCCCGGACGUGUCGAGAUUUGUGUUUUAUGAUGCCAUCCAUCCGUCGCAGAGAUUUUAUGAGUUGAUCACCGACUACGUUGUGGAGGACAUCAUUCCACAUUUGCGACGACGAGUAUGA
Musa acuminata AAA Group (dessert banana) is the source of this 1086-nucleotide messenger RNA. Its product is annotated as GDSL esterase/lipase At1g06990-like. Bases 1 to 1086 code for a protein of 361 amino acids. The transcript is spliced from 3 exons. Gene Ontology annotation, molecular function: hydrolase activity, acting on ester bonds. The record is from RefSeq and is a predicted model, not a curated record. Lineage: Eukaryota; Viridiplantae; Streptophyta; Magnoliopsida; Zingiberales; Musaceae.